GAAUCUGCCUGCUGCUUAUAUCGAAGCUAUCCCAAUGCAGUUUUCCACCCUCUCUUUGUCCCAAAGAGGUGGGACUGGAUUGCCAAUUGCUGUGGCCUUCCCCUUUAAGAUGAUGGUGUCGGACAUAAUAAUGUAUUAAUUAUUUUGUCUAAUGUCGGCAGACAUAAACUUGGGUCGAGCAACAACGUUAGAAUACCAGCAACGGUAGAAGUCUUAGCGUCAACCUUUUGCCGAUAGAUCAAAUCCGCGUCUCUAGCCUGGACGAGGUGGAAACCGUGUCCUUGCUGUCGUGAAAACCAGUAUCCUGUGUUCCAUGCUACACUUCUUCUGGACAGAAUGUCACUUGAGGAUGGAAUAAAAAAGAAAGCUUCCAGGAUGUCACACGCAGGGGGAGAGUAAGGAGUGCGUUAAAAUCCAACUAAAUUCGGACCGCUGCUUCCUCUAUCCUUUGCGAUGUUUUGGAUUUUAGAAAGUGACAACGGGCAAUAAGGGAUUUUCGGACGCGUAUUAUCUUCUUGUGAAAGGACAUUUCCCACAAUCCAUCUGGGGAGUGACCUCAUCCUUCUCAGCCCGAGGUGAUGACCUCCCCGGACUCCUCCCCCCUCACCUCCCCUCCCUCCUGCCCACCUCCUCCCCCCUCCCUCCCCUCCUCCCCCACCCCCUCCUCUCCGGCCCCCUCCACCUCCUCCUCCCUCCCGCUGCCUCCCUCCCUCCCCCCCACAGGGGAGGUGAUGGUCCUGGCUCUGGGGAGGAAGAAGCAGAGGGUGCUCCUCACCCUCUCCAUGCUACCCAACCUCUUCCUGGCCUUCCUGCUCUCCUCCGACCCCCUGCUCACCCUGUCUUCGCCCCACCACUGCCGGCUGCCCGGGCCCUCGCCCUCCCCCCAGUUCCUCAACGCCUCCCUGCCCUGGGACAGGGGGGUCCGGGCGGGGGGCGCACCGUCCCAGUGUAAACAGUUUGUGAACGGGACGGGGUCGGCGGUGGUGGAUUGCGAGGCGGGCUGGGACUACAACGUCACGGAGGGACUGAGGAACAACCUUGUCACUGAGUGGGACCUGGUGUGUGGUCAGUACUGGCUGGUGCCCCUGGAGGAGGUCUGCUUCAUCCUGGGUGUCCUGGCCGGCUUUCUGGGUCUGGGCUACACUGCUGACAGAGUGGGCAGGUCUAAGACCCUGCUGGUCUCCCUGACCCUGUCUGUGGUGUUUGGGGUGCUGGUCUGCGUCUCUCCCUCCCCCUCCAUCUUUAUCGUCAUGCGUUUCUGUCUGGCUGCCUUCAGCGCUGGCGGUUACCUCACUCUCUACAUCAUACGUGUUGAACUGUGUGAGCCCUCGUUACGACUGCUGGUCACCAUGGCGGCAGGCCUGGUGACGGUUGCCGGGGAGCUGCUCCUGCUUGGCGUGGCUCUGGGAUGCCAGUCCUGGAGGGGCCUACUGGGGACGGGGGCGGCUCCACUCUCUCUCUUCCUCAGCUAUGGUGUUCCAGGGGUGUUUCCAGAAUCUCCCCGCUGGCUCCUCCUGUCAGAACCAUCAGCUGACCUCAACUCCUUCAGCGACAGGAGGAACAGAGACAGGGAUGACGAGAGCUUCACAGAGCUGGGUCCAGACUCGCCCUCCGCCACGCGCCCACGCCUCUCUUUCCCCGAGCUCUUCCACAGCAGGAACAUCUGGAAAAACAUCUGCGUUCUCGGCUUUACCUCGUUCAUCUCCCACGGCAUCAGUCACUGCUACAGCUCGUUCCGCGGUGAUGUCAGAGGCACUGCCCCCAGCUUCUAUUGGACCUACCUGUUGUCUGUCUGCGCAGGGGGCGGGGCCUGGCUGUUGCUGUGGGCAACCGUGGACAGAUGCGGUCGCCGUGGCAUCCUGCUGCUUGGCAUGACGAUGACGGGGCUGGCAUCACUGAUCCUCCUGGGGCUGAUGGAGUAUCUGAGCGAGGCGGCCAUCACAGUGUUCUCAGUUCUGGGGCUCUUCUCCUCCCAGGCCACGGCGUCUCUCUGCAUCCUCUUCACUGCUGAGAUCAUGCCCACCAUCAUCAGGGGCAGUGGUGUGGGCGUGGUUCUGGCGCUGGGCUGUGUGGGCCGUCUCAGCUCCCCCCUCAUGGACCUGAGGAACCACUACGGCUACUUCCUGCACCACGUGGUGUACUCGUCUCUGGCCCUGCUGGCCGUGCUCUCCAUCCUGCUGCUGCCUGAGAGCAAGAGGAAGCCCCUGCCCCAGACACUGGCCGACGGGGAGCAGUACCGGCGCCCCCCGCUGGGCCGGAGGAGGAGGGACAAUGUGCCUCUGCUGGCCACGCCCAACCCAGAAACCUAGGCCCUGGCCUCACACACCUCCCUGCUCACUCACUGCACAGAGGAAAACCUGAGUGCUAUUACUGAUGUAGCAGAGCGGAUAGAAUGAUAGUCAUUGAGUCAAAUUGAAAGAGCUCUACUAAACAACACUCUGCUCUUCCUAACAUAUUGUUUUUUAGUCAUUUCUAAUAUAGAUUAUAGGAAUGUCAUCUGUGUCCAUCUACUCUCUCAUUGCGGUGUGCAUGAGAAUGAGAGUGUGUAUGUGAGUAUGAGAGUGUGUGUAUGAGUGUGUGAGUUGUUCCCUUGAGGCGGCUCUUUCUCUGGAGACCUGUAGUACACCAGCACACACCGCUGCACCCCAUCCCAAGCCCCUGGCUCCCCCUGGCCCCUGGCUCCUGGCUCCCCCUGACCCCCCCUGGCCCCUGGCUCCCCCU
Hypomesus transpacificus is the source of this 2721-nucleotide messenger RNA. RefSeq names its product solute carrier family 22 member 17 (gene slc22a17). The record is from RefSeq and is a predicted model, not a curated record. Gene Ontology annotation, molecular function: transmembrane transporter activity. Gene Ontology annotation, biological process: transmembrane transport. NCBI's taxonomy places the organism in Eukaryota, Metazoa, Chordata, Actinopteri, Osmeriformes, Osmeridae. Gene Ontology annotation, cellular component: membrane. The coding region runs from base 579 to 2309 and encodes 576 amino acids. The transcript is spliced from 10 exons.